UGCGUGCGCGCGUUUCCGGGCGGCGCGGUUGCAACCCCGGAAGUGUUUGCCCGCGAAGACAAGGCUGAGGAUAGAAAGCGCCGGAGGACGAGAGCGGAGUCAUGGCCGGCUGAUUGGUUUAGGCCCACAUAACCCCAGAAAGAAGCAAGAUCUUGACAAGCUCUAUGACCUGAAAGCUAAAGCUCAACAGAUUAUGAACCAGUUUGGACCAUCUACCCUGAUCAAUUUGUCCAACUUCUCCUCUAUCAAACCAGAACCAGCCAGUACUCCUCCCCAUAGUUCCAUGGCAAACAACACCACAGUGGCCAAGAUGCCAGGAACCCCUAGCAGCGGGGGACGCCUCAGCCCUGAAAGCAACCAGAUCUUAUCAAAGAAGAAGCUGCAGGAUCUUGUCAGAGAGGUGGAUCCAAAUGAGCAAUUAGAUGAAGAUGUAGAGGAGAUGCUGCUGCAGAUUGCUGAUGACUUCAUUGAAAGUGUGGUGACAGCUGCCUGUCAGCUUGCGCGGCAUCGCAAGUCCAACACUUUGGAAGUGAAAGAUGUCCAGCUCCAUCUUGAGCGACAAUGGAACAUGUGGAUCCCAGGUUUUGGCUCUGAAGAAAUUAGGCCUUAUAAAAAAGCUUGCACUACAGAAGCUCACAAACAGAGGAUGGCACUGAUCCGCAAAACAACCAAAAAAUAAUGCCUGAGAGUGACAGGAAGGCCAAAAUGGCUAAAAUGAAAAUGGAUUUGCUGGGGAGUAGGAAUCUGCCUUUCAAGCUGUCAAGUGUCUAUGACAUCCUCCAUGGGAUUUUGUUUCUCCAUGCUUUGCAGAGAAGCCUAACCUUUAAGAAUGCAGCAGUAUCUGAGCUUGGAAGGAGAGCUGCCCAGAGUCAUUCAGUUCUCCCUCCCCUCUGUAUUUCUCCAAAACAACACAAUAUAUCUUGAAACACAGACUUUAUUUUCUGUCUUCAAAGUGAUUUAUGUUGUGAUUGUCCAAAGGACAGAAUAUUUUGGUAUUUUGGGAACAGUAUUAGAAAUGGCUAUAGUUGUUUUCAUUUCCCUUUUAUUUGUUUGUAAUGUUGCUGGUUAUAGAUAUUUGAUUUUGGGGUAAAGAAAUUAUCAAUCUAAACUAGGUAAUAAUAUUGACACCAACUCCAAAAAGACAUGUGCUUCAGGGUGGCCCCAGGGAAAGGGCUGAUGAUUACAAGUAGUUCCCUGUCCCCUCUUUUAAUGCUCCACGUGUAGGAAAAAUAAAUUUUAAUUCUUCUUAUAUUGCAAGCCUUUCUACCUCCAAAGAUGCAAUAGAACUCCAUCUGUGAUCGGCUCAGAGCAAAAGAUCAGUGGGGAAGUACUGAUGCAACUUGCAGGGCUGUUUUUUUUUCUCAUUGUGACUUAUGCUUAAUGUCUUGACAGAUAGUUACAUGCUGCUGUGUUAUAUAAACCUGCAGCUUUCUUAUCCCUUGAGAACUGAUUGAAAAAUCUUCAAAUUAGUCACUGGUAUCUGGGUCAGCAAGCAUUACAAAUCCAAAAGCACACUUAAAAUUACAAGCAGGGUCAAAUUGGUGGGAAAUGGAUUAUCACUUUUGAUUUUGAUGCUUGAACAACACCAUGCAUUAGCUGGGUUUUUAUACCUUGCAUUGUUCCUUGUUGCUGUUAGCUUUAAAAAUAAACCACCCUUCACACUUGAUAGACUGAACUGUAAUAGUAAAGGUGCUGCACAAUCAGCAAUCCAAAGUAAUAGCAGAGCCACUUAAUGACUGCCUGAUAUGCAUCUCUUGUAUUCAGCGCCUGAAGGAUGUGUUCACUUUGUUUUGAGCCACCCAGCUAUGGCUCACCCUGCUCCUGACACUUCAUGAAAUUCUCCCAACUGCUUAAAUUACAAUAAUAAACAAGUAUACAAAUGCCUUCUCUAUUUUCAAA
Molecule: messenger RNA, 1899 nt
Organism: Anolis sagrei ordinatus
Lineage: Eukaryota; Metazoa; Chordata; Lepidosauria; Squamata; Anolidae
Gene: TAF12
Product: TATA-box binding protein associated factor 12
Biological process (GO): DNA-templated transcription initiation; RNA polymerase II preinitiation complex assembly
Cellular component (GO): SLIK (SAGA-like) complex; transcription factor TFIID complex; SAGA complex
Molecular function (GO): protein heterodimerization activity; TBP-class protein binding; DNA binding
Source: RefSeq, a predicted model, not a curated record